Molecule: messenger RNA, 3809 nt
Organism: Arvicanthis niloticus (Nile rat)
Lineage: Eukaryota; Metazoa; Chordata; Mammalia; Rodentia; Muridae
Gene: Znf449
Product: zinc finger protein 449
Biological process (GO): regulation of transcription by RNA polymerase II
Molecular function (GO): DNA-binding transcription factor activity, RNA polymerase II-specific; RNA polymerase II cis-regulatory region sequence-specific DNA binding
Source: RefSeq, a predicted model, not a curated record
GGCAGUUGCCGGAGAGCUUGGGAGAGCCGUGGGCGCAGAGGCGCUGUAAGUGGCUCCCCCAGAUUAUUACAGAGAGGAAAAACCUGGAAUCUGAGACAAUAGACCCCAGAUAAACUGGAAACUCCUAGAAGAGGUGAUGGCUGUGGCCCUGGGCUGUGCAAUCCAGGCCUCCUUGAAUCAGGGCUCUGUGCUCCAAGAGUACGACACUGACUGUGAAGUUUUCCGACAGCGGUUCAGGCAGUUCCAGUACACAGAAGCUGCCGGGCCUCAUGAAGCAUUCAACAAACUCUGGGAGCUUUGCUGCCAGUGGCUGAAGCCAAAGAUGCGUUCUAAGGAACAAAUCCUGGAACUGCUUGUCCUAGAGCAAUUCCUAACUAUUCUGCCCACAGAAAUAGAGACCUGGGUGAGGGAACACUGCCCAGACAAUAGAGAAAGAGUUGUAUCACUCAUUGAAGACUUACAAAGAGAGCUUGAGAUACCAGAACCACAGAUUGACAUGGAUGACAUGCUCUUGGAAGAACUGGCACCAGUUGGAACAGUACCCAUGCCACCUAACUUGCACCUGGAGGAACCUGCACUCCAAGUGAUGGAACCUGUUCAGGAACCCCCAGUGCCAGAUGCCUGGAUUCCACAAGCUGGGCCACAAGAUCUGAACUAUAAUGCUGAUGGUGAAUGCCAGUCCUUUCUGGACCCUGGUUAUCAGUUACCAAAGCUUGACAUGAACUUCCCAUUGGAUCAUAGAGAAGAGCCGUGGGUAAAAGACUUAGAAGAUCCCAAAGAAAUGAAACAGUUACUUGACCCCAAGAUUGGUUUUGAGAUGGGAAUAGAAAAUGAAGAAGAUACUUCAAAACAGAAAAAACUGGAAAAUUUGUACCCAUUUGUUGUAACUUUAGAAGGGAAUGCUCUCCAUGGUCCCAUUUUGCAGAAAGACUACGUGCAGUUAGAAAAUCACUGGGAAACAUCCCCCGAGGAUAUACAAACAGACUUAACAAAACUCGGAGAUCCUCAGAACCCCACUCUAGGAGAGAGACCUGAGAGCCCCAACCAGGAAGAACCUCUCAGUCCGAAGCCUCCAAAGAAAAAGAGUCCUGGGGACAAACCUCACCGAUGUCCCCAGUGUGGCAAAUGUUUCGCUCGGAAGUCACAACUUACUGGGCACCAGCGAAUUCAUUCAGGAGAGGAACCUCACAAAUGCCCUGAAUGUGGAAAAAGGUUCCUGCGUAGCUCUGACCUUUACAGACACCAACGACUGCACACGGGAGAAAGACCCUAUGAAUGCACUGUAUGUAAAAAGCGGUUCACUCGGCGCUCGCACCUUCUCGGGCACCAGAGAACCCAUUCUGAAGAAGAAACAUAUAAAUGUCUUGAGUGUGGCAAAACCUUUUGUCAUGGAUCGAGUCUUAAAAGACAUCUAAAAACUCAUACAGGUGAAAAGCCUCAUAGAUGUCACAAUUGUGGGAAAAGUUUUAGUCGCCUGACGGCACUUACUUUGCACCAGAGAACACACACGGAAGAGAGACCCUUUAAAUGUAGUUAUUGUGGAAAAAGCUUUAGACAGAGACCAAGCCUUGUAAUUCAUUUAAGAAUCCAUACAGGGGAAAAGCCAUACAAGUGUACUCAUUGUUCUAAAAGCUUCAGGCAGAGGGCAGGCCUUAUUAUGCACCAGGUCACACACUUUAGAGGACUUCUUUAAGAACCGUUAAGGGAAACAGGUUCUAGCAAAGUUAACACUAGUUCAGAAACAGUGUAGGCUGCAGUAGCUAUUUGUCUUAGAAGCCUUUUGUCUGAGUAUGUAAGUGCAGCUUUGAGGGGUGCUAUUUUUUAAAACUAUCUUUCAAGGUAUUUGAGUUCUAGAAUGUCCACUUAUUCUCGAAGUUCCUCUGAAUUUAAUAUCUUCUGUCUUUUUCUGUUGUUUAAUUGCAGUGGAAAUGUUUGGUUCCAAGGCAACCAUGUGGUAAGCAUAAGCACAAAGCAUAGAAACAGUAGCAGUUGCUUAUAGGUAGGACCAAUUGAUGGAUGAGUACUGGUGUCACUUCCAGUCCUAGCACACUUGCUUUCCUGUGUAAUUAUGAAAGCAGCUAGUAUGUAGAUGUGCCUCAAGUGGCAAGACAUGAGACAGUGAAUUUUGUCAACACUUUUAAAGUUGUUUCAGGGGGAUUAGGGUGAAGAGGAUGGCAUUGGCCUAAUGAACAAGCUGGUUUCCAUUGACAGUUUUAUGCUUCGAGAAGUUGGGAUCCUAGGUUUGGAAUUUUGUGGAGUUUGCUGGUCUGCUUAGUUGGCUGUCUGUGGUGAUGGUGGUUAGAGUGUGGUCACUAGAAUUGAGUGUUCGCUUUAUAACUGUAUGCUAGGUCUAGCAGAAGUAACUUGCAGUUGAUGUUGUACAAGUAGAAUAUAACUGUAUUUAGAUGGACUGCAGAACAAGUCUGCAUGGAUUUUCAUCCUGCUUCGGGAUUCUCUCCUGCUUAUUUCAGUGCUUUUGAAAUUGUAUCCAUUCUCUAAGUCAGUGUUUUUCUAAGUAUGUGUCACAGAAUACUUUGUUCUGUAAGAUGUUCUGCAAAUAAUUUUGGGAAUUGCUUCUAGCUGUUUGUUCUUCCUAGAAUUGUGAUGCUCUUCAGCAAAUGAGGCUCCUGGCAAGGUCCUCGUCUAUCGAGGAGGCACCUCUUGUAGUUCAAUGCUUUCCAUACUCAUCUGACCCCAGAACACUUUUCAUGUACACAUAGGAAUAACUUGCAGUAGUAUUCUGCAAGUACCCCUUGGGACACACUGCCUUAAACUAGUAUGUCUAUAGCUAUCAGUGUAGUCCUGUCACCCUAAACCUAGUUAGUUCUAGUUUCAAGGAUUUUAUGAAAAAAUAUUUGAAGAUAUACAUAUUUUGUAUUAUACACACAUCAUUUCAAGGACAAAAUAUUUGAAGAUAUACAUAUUUUGUAUUAUACACACAUCAUUUCAAGGACGUUAAAAUCACUAAUUGACAUAAUUUGUGGGUUAGUGACUUGUAGCCUCUGAGUUUUAAUUAUACUUAGGCGCGCACACACACACACCAUUUUAAGGAGGUGAAGAUCACUAAUUCACAUAAUUUAUGAAUUAUGUAGUGGUUCUUAACCUUUUUGAAUUUUACUUAUAAUCACACACACACACAGAGUUGGUACUUAUAUAAGUGUUUUGAUGUAAUCAUAGUAACAACUCAAAUCUCAUAGUAAGGGAGAAAAUCUCAUCAAUUAAAGCUGUUGAUAUGUGAAAAUCCUCAUUGAGCUUAGUCCUUGUUAUUAGAUACAAGAAAUGGGACAUUCAAGUAUAUAUUCCCUUUAUGAAGAUACACAGUUAUCUUUAAAGUAGAACUAAGGAAGUUCUUGGAAGUGAUUUAUAAGUAUUUGGCGGGUAUGUAUUAUGUGCCUAACUUGGCCUGUCCUAGUCUUCUUUAAUGGAAGGUAGUAACAAAACAUAAUUCAUAUGUAAGGUUCAUAAAGAGUUUAUAGUAUCUCAAGUUAAACAAGAGUUGGGAAACAAACGGAGAACAAUACAAGAGAGAGCUUAUGACUAAGUGCCAAAUCAUAUAAAGUGCCAGAGCCAGGAUGUGUCUUUUUCCUUGGCAUCCAGGUCCCUGUAUGAUGCUGCUAAUAAUUCUGGGAUUAAAAUUAGACCCCAGUAACAUGGGAGGAGUCUGAAUGUAGAGGUUAAAAAUACAGAAUGUAAUGGCUUCUCUUCCUCUCUUGUGGAAUUGCAUUCAAACCAGAACAGUGCCUUAGAAUGGAUGUGCCCAACUGCUCUGUAUUUAUACACAAUUUUAAUAAAGUGGAAAUGUAUAUAUG